AUGGACAAGGAAAUACUCGCCAUUACGAGAUCUACGAAAGACUCGCUUGAUCGGAUCGUUCCGGUGGCCAAGGAAGAUUUACCGCAGUUAGAGAGCGCGAGCCUGAGCCACACAGCGGCGCAUCACCGGAUCUCCGUGCGUCCGAAGAACCGACGUCCACCGCGUCGGACGACGCCGACGACAACGCCGACCAACGGUGCCGCGCCCAGCUCGCCGUCGAUACCACCGACCAUCGCCGAAGACACUCUGGACAGUUUGGAGCAUCAGGAGCAACAGCCCCAAUCGACCAGCAAUGCGCCGUCACCGACGGAACCGCCCAGGGCCAUCGGCGUGACGAGGAAGUCGUCGAGCCGACUGUCUCGCAACUCCGACAUCUUCGAGGAGUUGGAAUCGAGGCUGCCGCGGAAGCCAAGCGCGACGUCGUUGUCACCGGAUAGCCUGGAUACUACGACAGCGUCGCGAAGCAGUGCCGAGAUGGCCGCCACUACCGAGGAACAGCAGCAGGCGGAAGUCAGAUGGGUGCCGGUCGUCAGGAAGCCGUCCAACCGGAUAUCCAAGGGCUCUGAUGUGUUCGAAGAGCUGGAAGCGAAAUUGCCGCGCCGAAGAUCUUCGUCGAACCGGUUAUCCAAGUCGCCCGACAGCCUGGAUUCGUCUCCCGGCUGUUGGUUCUCCAAAUCCACCGAGGAGGGCUUUGACAAGCUGGUGGAGUACGAAGAGACCGCGAAACCGGUUGCUUCGGUCAGAAGACAAUUGCUGAAUCCGAUCUCGAAGUCCACCGAUCGCGUCUCCAAGUCGUCAGACAGUUUAGAAGCGAUCGAGCCGCUGGCCAGCGAUGAUUCGAUGGAGCGACGACGAAGUAGCUUUGACUUCCGAGCGCGUAGAAGUUCGAAAGCGAUGUCCAAGUCGUCGGAGAGCUUUGACGUGCUCGAAAGCGGCUGCGUCGGCGAGGAGAUCGGCCACGAGUUGCAGAAGAGAAGCAGCGUAUCCGACAUCAAUUUAUCGCGUGGAAGAAGACUGUCGAAGAGCGUCUCCAAGUCGUCCGAGAGCUUCGAGAGAAUCGAUAUGAGCGACUUGAAGGACGAUGUCGAGGCGGAUGUGAUAUUGGAUGACGACACGCUGAAGAUGAGCGGUAGACGGUCGAGCAAGAGAAUGUCUUCGGAGAGCUCGGAUAAUUUGGACGUGGAGGACAGGCUGGAGAACAGGAGGGUCAGAAGAACGCCUAAAAGAAUACCGAGUACCAGUAUAGUGGACGUAGUAGUUUCCGGAGAUGACCACGAGGGAGAGAAGCGACCGACUCCCACCAGGAAGCCGUCGAGACUUCAGAAAUCCUCUGAAAGCUCGGAGCUGGGUAGCACAGAUACUCUGGAUUCGGAAAGGAGGAACAAAUCGUCGGAGAGCACCGAGACACUGGAUAGUCUGGAGAAAGACUUGGAGCAGGACAGGAAGGAAGAAGAAAUCACGGACAGCGUGAUAGAUAGGCGUGAAAAAAAUGAUUCUUGGUCGAGCAGAAAUGUACCGGCGACCGAUUCCGAUCAAACGUCAAUGGGGGACGACACCGAAGACUCCAAGUCGCUCAUUUCCGCCGACAAUAAAUACUACUGGCGCCAGACUUCUGAGCCGGUGUCUAAAGAGAACUUGGGUAUCCAACAGUUGUUGGCCAUCACAAUAAUGACCAGGGUGGCUGACAACGGAAAUAAUCAACGCGGCUCCGUCAUCUAUCCGAAGAAGAAGCAAAUGAGCACGUCGCAGCCGUCGUCGCCGGUAGCCAAGCAAGAGGACACGAAGAUGCUUUUCGACAAUCUGCUAGUGAGCAAUAAGAACGACGAAGAUCUGCAAAACAUGCUCAACGGAAACAUAUCGGAGGUGUCCACCGACACUAAGAGCUUCAAGGAGAAACUGAUCAUGUUCGAAAAACUUGGGAAAUGAACGCGCCCGGCGAUAGAGCGAUAUGGAAUCAUUCUUUCGCGAUUCUUCUUUUCGAUUAAUGGAUCGCUUCGUUAGCGGCCGAUGCUUAAUGCAAAAAAUGAAGA
Messenger RNA from Temnothorax curvispinosus, 2030 nucleotides. Its product is annotated as WEB family protein At5g16730, chloroplastic-like. The transcript is spliced from 4 exons. The coding region runs from base 1 to 1926 and encodes 641 amino acids. Lineage: Eukaryota; Metazoa; Arthropoda; Insecta; Hymenoptera; Formicidae. The record is from RefSeq and is a predicted model, not a curated record.